AUGAGUGCCACAUCCACCUGCGAAAUUGAUGCCGACUUGGUGCAAAAGAUCAAGGAUUUUCGUUUUGCUAAAUAUGAGAGUGGAAACGCAGCUUUUGUUUUGCAAAUUGAUCGCAAGACUUUGAAGAUUGUUGAGGAUGAGGUGUAUGAUGAUAUUACAUUGGAGGAUUUGGUAGAAGAAUUACCGGAGAAUACGCCUCGCUUCAUCAUUUUGAGUUACGAGUUGAAGCAUGGGGAUGGAAGAACCAACUUUCCUCUUGUGUUCAUUUACUGGUCCCCAUCUACAGCCAAGGCCGAGAUUAAUAUGCUUUACGCAUCAGCCAAGACAUUCCUCCAAGAAAAGAUUGAUAUCAUGAGAGAUUUCGAUAUUCGUGAGGCUGACAGCUUAACAGAUGAAUUUCUCAAAAAGCGACUUUAG
This is a messenger RNA of Mucor velutinosus, 417 nucleotides long. RefSeq names its product Small nuclear ribonucleoprotein E (snRNP-E) (Sm protein E). Gene Ontology annotation, cellular component: actin cortical patch. The record is from RefSeq and is a predicted model, not a curated record. NCBI's taxonomy places the organism in Eukaryota, Fungi, Mucoromycota, Mucoromycetes, Mucorales, Mucoraceae. Gene Ontology annotation, molecular function: Arp2/3 complex binding; actin binding. The transcript is spliced from 7 exons. The coding region runs from base 1 to 417 and encodes 138 amino acids. Gene Ontology annotation, biological process: negative regulation of Arp2/3 complex-mediated actin nucleation; actin filament debranching.